This is a messenger RNA of Sinocyclocheilus grahami, 502 nucleotides long. Its product is annotated as lethal(3)malignant brain tumor-like protein 4. The record is from RefSeq and is a predicted model, not a curated record. The transcript has 4 exons. Gene Ontology annotation, biological process: negative regulation of DNA-templated transcription. The annotation marks the transcript as partial. NCBI's taxonomy places the organism in Eukaryota, Metazoa, Chordata, Actinopteri, Cypriniformes, Cyprinidae. Gene Ontology annotation, molecular function: histone binding; zinc ion binding; chromatin binding. Gene Ontology annotation, cellular component: nucleus.
AUCCAUUUUGAUGGCUGGAGUGAGGAGUAUGAUUUUUGGCUAGAUGCUGAUAGCCCAGAUCUGCACCCAGUAGGCUGGUGUCAGAAGACAGGUCAUCCUCUACAACACCCCAACGGUCCCAGAGAUUCUCCAGUGCCUCCAGGACAAGGCUGCCCAACCCCAGGAUGCAACGGAGUCGGACAUGUUAGAGGACCUCGGUAUGGGACACAUUACACGGUGGUGAGCUGUCCAUACUCAGAUGUGAAUUUGAAUAAGGACGGGCUGGUGCCGGACAGACUGAACGGGGAGAGGCCGGUCACGCUCAGUGGACCUCCGCGCCACCGCCGUGCUGAAAUGCUCACUCAGACGCACCCUCCCACACCCAGCGCCAGCACCCCUGAAGCCCCUGACACCACCACAGACGCCUGUCCACCAGCUCGCUCAGUGCGUGAGCACGUUGUGUCUGGCAGCGCUCCCAAAUGUGUCAAGCCACCUCAAGUGAAGCAGGAAGGUGACGGGAAAG